Alternaria infectoria is the source of this 1200-nucleotide messenger RNA. RefSeq lists its product as uncharacterized. The record is from RefSeq and is a predicted model, not a curated record. NCBI's taxonomy places the organism in Eukaryota, Fungi, Ascomycota, Dothideomycetes, Pleosporales, Pleosporaceae. Gene Ontology annotation, molecular function: basic amino acid transmembrane transporter activity. Gene Ontology annotation, cellular component: fungal-type vacuole membrane. Gene Ontology annotation, biological process: basic amino acid transport; transmembrane transport. Bases 1 to 1200 code for a protein of 399 amino acids. The transcript has 2 exons.
AUGACCAGCCCUAAACGAAGAGGCUUGUAUAUGGGCCUUGCAAACACUGCAAUGACAGUCGGUGUCUCACUUGGAGCGGUCAUAGCGGGCGCGCUUGAGCCUAGAAUUGGAUGGAAACCUUUGUUCGGCAUACAGGCACCAAUAAGCUUCGUGGCCGGUUUAGGUCUCCUCUUUUCAAUUCCAGCAAGCCAUACUUCAAAGAACAUCAAGUAUGAGAAUCUCUCGAUCCGCGAAAAGCUAGCCCGCAUCGACUACUCCGGAGCUCUGCUCUUGACCACCACCAUUGUACUCUUCCUUCUAGGCUUAUCUGGCCCAAAGGUUCUUCCAACGCCGAUCAUUCUCUCGGCUCUUGCUCUUCCAGUAUUCGUUCUCAACGAGGCCUACGUCGCUGGCGAUCCCGUCAUUCCAGUCUCCGUUCUACGAUCUCGUGGAACUUUGUUGACCUGCCUUGGCACGACUGGCUUCAUGAUGGCCCGUUGGAGUAUCCUCUUCUAUACGCCCGUAUAUGCGCUUGCCGUUCGGGGAUGGGCUCCGGCUGUCGCUGGAUCAAUCCUCAUUCCCACUAACGCCGGCUUUGCAACCGGUGGUCUUCUUGCUGGCGUCUUUCAUAUCAAACGCACGGGCAGCUUCUACCUUCAUACCGUCGUUGCGAUGGCACUGUUUCCAAUCACUAUGGCUGUUCUGGCUCUCAUCUCUACACCAACAAGUCCGUGGGGUCUAUAUGUUGCCAUGGUGUUCCUCAACGGACUUGUCACUGGCGCGGCAACGAACUACGCACUUGUCCAUCUGCUCCAUCUUACACUCCCGGAGGUGCACCCGAUCGUCAUCUCUCUCCUUGCUACGUUCCGCGGCUUUUCAGGCUCUUUCGGUUCGGCUAUUGGCGGUGGCUACUUCGUUCGCGUACUGCACAAAUCUCUGGAUGACGGCUUCGCGAAGGCUGGGUUGAAGAAUCGCGGUGAACUCACUCGGAGACUAUUAGGGAGUCCAGCACUUGUAGGUAAGCUGGAAGGCAAGGACAGGGUCGUCGCCGUCGGGGCAUACGCGGAUGCACUCAAGGCACUGUUCCUUUGUGCCGUAGGACUCUCCAUCAUCGUCGUGGUUGUACAGGCCGGUACAGGAUGGAAAGAGCCGGAAAAGAGUGAGGGUCAAAGAGCGGAAGAGGAGGUGGAAGUCGAAGACGGGAUGCCUGCAGGUGCUUGA